Messenger RNA from Sceloporus undulatus (fence lizard), 3885 nucleotides. It is a transcript of the gene SACK1B, whose product is annotated as family with sequence similarity 83 member B. NCBI's taxonomy places the organism in Eukaryota, Metazoa, Chordata, Lepidosauria, Squamata, Phrynosomatidae. The record is from RefSeq and is a predicted model, not a curated record. Gene Ontology annotation, biological process: epidermal growth factor receptor signaling pathway. Bases 363 to 3536 code for a protein of 1057 amino acids. Gene Ontology annotation, cellular component: membrane; cytoplasm. The transcript is spliced from 5 exons.
GGUUGAGACUUCAAACAGGUUCCUGCCUUGCUUUCUUUCUUGAAUUCUGACUUUCUUCUGCUGCUCCUGGGUUGGGCUCUGAAGAGACUUCUUCCCCAACGUGUUGGAACUGGCCUCCCCGCCCUCAGCGCUCCUGAGACUAGGGAAAGAGCAAGAGGAGCUGUGUUUCAACUUGAAGCCCAGCAGCCCUUGCCUCCGCAACAGAUUCCCAUGCAGCAGGGAGAGGCUGCUGCUGCUGCUGCUCUUGCUUGCUGCUGGCCAAGGGUCCCUGCCCUGCUCGCCUUUCCCGCCUUUUCUGCCAGGUAUACUCCACAGUUCAUGAAUGGAAGUCUGAGAACUCUUGCCAUUAAGUAGCUGUGAAAAUGGAAACCUCAUCUCUGUUGUCAUCUUUGCAUGAUGAAUGUAGAUCAGACAACUAUCUUGAACCACACUACAAGGAAUGUUACAGACUUGCCAUUGAUGCACUUAUUGAAGGUGGUUCAGAGGCUUACCAAGACUUUCUUGCCAAGGAAAGAUGUUCCGAGUUUCUGGCAGAUGAUGAGAUUAAUUACAUAUUAAACACUGUUCAGAAACUCCCCCAAAACACAGUUUAUGCUACUGACAAUACAAUUGAUGAUACCUCUUCAUCAGGAACGUAUUGGCCUAUGGAAUCAGAUGUGGAAGCUCCUAACCUUGAUUUGGGUUGGCCUUAUGUGAUGCCUGGGAUUUCUGGUGGUACAAAUAUUGAGUUGCUCUUCCAUCCUCCACGGAUACAACCAUUUACAAUAAAAGAAACCAUUCGAAAGAUGAUAAAAGAAGCAAGAAAGGUCAUUGCCAUAGUCAUGGAUAUAUUUACAGAUGUGGAUAUCUUCAAAGAAAUUGUGGAGGCAUCUACAAAGGGAAUUUCAGUCUAUCUUCUACUUGAUGAAUCUAACUUCAAUCACUUUCUUAAGAUGACAGAGAAACAGGGCUGUCAAGUCCAAAGGCUCAGGAACAUGAGAGUACGGACAGUAAAGGGACAAGAUUAUUUCUCUAAAUCGGGGGCAAAAUUCCAUGGGAAAAUGGAACAGAAGUUUCUUCUUGUUGACUGUAAGAAAGUUGUAUAUGGUACAUAUAGCUUUAUGUGGUCAUUUGAAAAAGCCAACCUCAGCAUGGUCCAGAUUAUCACAGGACAACUUGUUGAAUCUUUUGAUGAAGAGUUUAGGACAUUAUAUGCCCGUUCUUCUGUUCCCAGUUCAUUUGCUCCAGAAUUAGUUAGAAUUAAUAGCCACCGAAUACUCUGGGGAAAUGAUGCAUACCAACAUUCACAUUCCUCAUUAGCUUCACUUUCCAGCCAGCGUAAUCUUUUUGGAAAGCAAGACAGGAUGCAUAACUUAGAUCCUAACUUUCUGAAAAACCGAAGCACUGAUAGAUAUGGAUUAAAUGACAAUGAUAAAUUUGGGACGAGAAAUCAGCUGUUUCAAAAAACACAGUUUGCUCCAGGGUUUCACAUGCAGAAUAGAAUCCAACAGUGUCAGCCCAAUGAAGUAAAUGAACACUGGAAAAGGCACAGUUAUGCAGGAGAGAAACCAGAAAGAACUCCAUAUUUAAUGCUCAAUAGAACACUUAAUCAGGCCAAUAAACCACCAAAUACUUGGAAAGUACCAUCUGACAGUCUCAGCAUUAAAUCUUCAUUGCAUGGAAGCUAUACUGGUCACAAUGGGCCACAAAAGGAUUUAGCUGAUCGUCUUUCACAGCCAAAGCUUAACAUUGCAGAUAGGAACUCAGUUGUACGAAGAUCUUUCAAUGGAACAGACAAUCACAUCCGCUUUCUACAGCAGAGAAUGCCAACCCUUGAGCGCACCACAAAAUCUUUUCUACGAAAUUGGCGUAUUGAAUCAUACUUAAAUGAUCAAUCAGAUUUUCCGACAGACUCAAAUGGUUCAGGGGUAGGUGAGAAGUGUGAAGGCUAUGAUGCAGCAGAUAAUAUCAAAGCCCAUGCCCUUUAUGCCCAUUCUCGCUUACGUUCCUCAUUUGUUUUUAAGCCAACUCUGCCUGAACAGAAAGAAGUAAACAGUUGUGCAGGUUCUUCAAACUCAACUAUCAUUGGUUCAGAUGGUAGUGUAACACCCAAAGCAACACCCAAUCAUGUUCCCAAACUAGAAACUGAGGCUGAUGAAACAAAGGCAGAACCAAGCACUAAUGUCCCACUGGAACCUGAUGUGGUAAAAAGUCAGAAUUUGCACAUUUCAGAAGAUAAAAAACUAAGUAUGACUCCACCUGUUACUGAGGAGACAUCUCCCUUUCUCUAUUCCACUCUGAGUACAAGCAGACCAGUUGAAUUUUUAAAAAAUCAACAGAAUGAAAAUAUACUGAAAAGAAGAAGCUUUCCAAUAUUUGAGAAUUCAAGAUCUGUUUUGGAUCAUGGUGAUAACAAAGAGGCAUCCAGUUAUGUCUAUAGUACACUAAAUAGGAAUCGAUUAAAGCAACCAGCAGUUAUAAAACCACCCCCAGAAGACAAUGUUAAAAACUCUAAAAGUCUGCAUAGUGUAACCAAUCAUCUGGCACAGGACAGUAAAGUCCCCAAAUGUGAACUAAAAAGCCCCACCAGGCCCAAGUCCAUUUCUGUGGCUGAACUAGUUGAGCCUAGCCAAGAAGAACCUGUCAAAGAUGUCAUGACAAAGAAAGAGAACAAAAAUUCUCCAAGUUUCCUGAAAAAGGGAUCACAGAAACUAAGGUCGUUACUGAAUCUCUCACCAGACAAGAAAGAGAGUUUGUCAAAAAACAAAGCUCCUGCUUUCUACAGGAUGUGUAGCAGUUCUGACACUCUGGUAUCAGAAGGUGAAGAGAAUCAAAAGCCCAAAGUGUCUGAAAUAAAGAUUGAUUGUUCUCCAAGAAAAAAAAGAACCUCAUCUUCUAAUUCACAGGGGAGUCUACACAGAAGUAAAGAGGAUAUUGCUGUGAGCCCAAAGUCCCCCAAAUCCCCCAAGCCUCCCAAAUCCCCCAAGCCUCCAAAGUCACCAAAAUCUCCAAAAUCUCUAAAACCUCCCUCUGAUGAGAAUGUUAAAAGAAGUCCGACUAUGAAACCCAUGGAAAAUCGAUUGUUAGUAGUGCCUCCAGGUGACCCAUCUGCACCCAGAUUUAACACUGAACAAAUUCAGUACCAAGACGUGAGAGAGCUGCGUGCAAAUGCAGGCCGUGAACAGGUUCCUCUACCAAUUCCUGCUGCGGUUCCUCCACAAAGAGUCCCCACGGCACCCCAUCGGCCUUCUGGCACAAAGCCUACCAAUGAGCUGAUCAGGCCUCGCCUGACUGAAAGGCGGGUUUACAGUCGCUUUGAGCAAUUCUGCAACUUGGAUAGCUCUUCCUCGCCAGUAAGAUCUCAGCUAGUGAACAACACCCCAAAAAGCAGUGCUCAGUUUUCAGAGACAAAUAGCAAGACCUCAAGAAAUAGUUAUGCAAGGAAUAACCAGGUAGCUAAUUACAACCCUGGUAUAUACCAUCCAUUACAUCCAAAUGAGAACAAAUUUCGAGGAAUUAUGCAAAAAUUUGGCAAUUUUAUAUACAAAAACAAAUGAGACUUAUGGCAUGUUACCUGUCAGUGCUAUGGAUACUUAAACAAGUGUAAACUGAUGGGCAGCUUUUGUAAAGCUUAACUGAAGAUAUUGCAAGCUUUAGAAUACUGUUCUACUUGUAUAUAAUAUUGCUUGCUCCAGAACUUUGUUUCAGCAUAAGUUUUGGAAUCAGACAUGUUUAUAUGUAUUUAUGGUGUCUGAGGUACAGUCAGAAUUGCCUCAAUGCUGCAUAUUUUAUGACUUCCAAUAAUGUGGCACAACAAGCCAAAGGAAGCAUUUAAAACCUCAGCUACUGUACUGUUUCAGGACAUGUGCAUAUUAUCGUUUUCUUGCACAAUAAAAUGUUCUUUUG